GCAUCGAAUACAUGCGCUAUCUCGAGCAAUGCGUUGCCGAUCUCAAGGAGUCGCAUCGCACCCGUCGAGAUUCGCCCACGCCUGUUUCCCCUCGCAUGUCGCAGCCACCUCCGGUCCUGAAUCGUGCGAAUGAUAUAGAAGAAGAGGAAGAAGAAGAGGACGAGGAUGAAGAUAUGGGAGAUGCAGUCUCUCCGACACAUGUGGUCAAUGCGCCACCCAAACAGACGUUCCAAUUCGCUGAAAUGUCCCCCGCCAUAUACCCCAGUGAUCGUAGUGUACAUUCUACCACUACCUCACCAAACCUCUAUCCCUCAGAUGUACGGAACUACUCAGCAAACGCUUCCCCAGCCAUUCAUCCUUCCGAUCCCCAUCAUUACUCACUAGCCUCCUCUAUUCGCUCCACCGUGACGUCUCCAUCGAUUCAGCCGUCUCCUGCGUUCACUGCGCAGACUCCUUUGCAAGCUCCUUUCCAGAGUCCCUUCCAGGCUGCAGCGUCGAGUAAAGGCUCUAUUUCUGGGCCUUCUUCUGUUCCGUUCACUCUUACUUCUCCGGCAUUGGGCCCUCAAACAGAGAGAGAAGAUCAUGAAGCAACCGAGGCUCUCCUAAUGCUAAAUACAGACCGUAGAAGCUGGGCCGAAAUGAAGGAAAACGGCAAAAGAGGAAUUAGUGUAAACGACCUGUUGAGCAGGUAGAUCAAGAUUCAGAGCGCUAUCAGGCGUUUAGGGUCCGUUUGUUUCAACAACUUCACAAAAUGGUUCUUGGGUUGGUGGUAGACUGCUGGAUGCAGAGGCGUUGGCGGUAUUCUGAUUGUGUGCUUUUGCACCAUUUCUCUUGUGCAUGUUAUGUUUCUGCUGCCAAAGAUAUCUUAAUGGAUAUAGAUUGCGCAAGGAAAGGGAGGUGGAAAAUAUGGGCUGGAUUAUAAUACAUAGGUUUCCAUCAA
Molecule: messenger RNA, 940 nt
Organism: Aaosphaeria arxii CBS 175.79
Lineage: Eukaryota; Fungi; Ascomycota; Dothideomycetes; Pleosporales
Exons: 1
Coding region: 12-692 (226 amino acids)
Source: RefSeq, a predicted model, not a curated record